UACAAACAUGGUAACAACAACAGCCUACCUAUACACAGUGUUGCGCACGCACAGUACGUGGUCCUUACGACAGAAAAAUGUACUAAAACUGAUGUCUCAGCAAUCACCCUGAGAAACACUGGCUGUUUACAUAUAAUGUAUACGCUUCUGAUCUAGAACCUGAAAAAUCAUUUGGAAUUAACGGUGAAGAACAAGAUAUUCAGAUAUGGCUAGACAAUCUGAAGGAAACCCUGAAAGUUCCUACUGGGAAGGCGACGAACAGGCUUUACGAAUUGUAUUGUUAGGAAAAACCGGAUCUGGGAAAAGCUCUACAGGUAAUACCAUUCUAGGUAAGGACGUUUUCAAGUCUUGCUUUGCAGCUUCAUCCUUGACGGAGAAAUGUCAAGAAGCUAGACACAUCAGGUGUGGACAGCAGAUCCUGUUAAUCGAUACUCCGGGAGUGUUUGAUACAAAUGUACCUACCGAGAAAACCCUUCAAGAACUUUCCAAGUGCAUCAGUCUAUCCAUGCCUGGACCUCACGUAUUUCUUCUGGUCCUUCAGGCAGGGAGAUUUACUGCUGAGGAGCACGACACUGUCAAACAUAUUGCUGAAGUUUUUGGAGAAGAUGUGUUCAAACAUAUGAUCUUGGUAUUCACCGGAAGAGACUUGCUUGAAGCAAAAGACAUGUCCUUUGAGGAGUUUUUGAAGAAGAUACCAUCUUCGCUGGAGGAAAUAAUAGGAAAAUGCAACAAACGUUGUAUUGCUAUCAACAAUAGUUCGAAAAAUGACAUCGAUGCCAGGAAACUGAUGGAAAAGAUCAAUGAACUUGUACAGAGCCAUCAGGGACGCAACUACACCAAUGAGAUGUUUCAGGAAGCUGAGAGGAAAUGUCGGGAAAUUGAAGAGAAAGUGAGAGGUGAGAUAAACAAAGAAAAGCAGAAAGAAAUAGACGAAUUGAAACAACAGCUUGUUGAAAAAUACAAAAAACAAGUUUACCGCUUGAAAGCUAAACAGAAUGCGAACGAGCAAAAGCUACGUGAACUUGAGAAGGAAGCACGGGAUAACAUUGGAAAACAAGAGGAAGCGAGUCAGCAACUCAGAGAAGAGAUCGAAAUUAUCAAACACCAGCUUGAUGAAUGCUUACAAGACCGUGACGAUAACCUGACAAAAUUCCUCAAGUCCUUAGAUAAUAAAUAUGUAAACAAGGUGAUUGCAAUAACACAAAAUCCAAAAGCGAAAGUUGUGUUUACAAUGAUCAAAGGAGCAGCAACAGUCGGAUGGGCUAUUUUUCAGCUUAAACCGCUCAACAGCGAAGGCAUGCAAGAUCCUGAUGGAGCACGUCCAGGAAAGAGAGAUGGUCUAAAGCUCGGCUGUUCUGAGAUGUCCUACAGUGAAGGUGACAGACAGACUAAGCGGAUUGUAUUGAUUGGAAGAAGCGGAUCUGGGAAAAGCUCCACAGGUAAUACCAUUCUAGGAAAGGACGAUUUCAAAUCUUGCUAUGGAGCUUCAUCCGUGACGGAGAAAUGUCAGGAAGCUAGAACUUUCCGGUUUGGACAGCAGAUCCUGGUAAUCGAUACUCCGGGAGUGUUUGAUACAAAGGUACCAAACAAGCAAAGCCUGGAAGAAAUAUCCAAGUGCAUCAGUCUGUCCUUGCCUGGACCUCACGUAUUCCUUCUGACCAUUUAUGCAGGGAGGUUUACUCAAGCGGAAAACGCCACUGUCAAACAUUUUGCUGAAGUUUUUGGAGAAGAUAUGUUCAAACAUACGAUCUUGGUCUUCACCGGAAGAGACUUGCUGGAAGAACAAGACACGUCCUUUGAGGAGUAUUUAAAGACGAUACCACCUUCACUAGAGGAAAUACUAGGGAAAUGCAAGAAACGUUGUAUUGUAAUCAAUAAUUGUCUGAAAAACGAUUCCAGUGACAACGAUGCUAGGAAUAUGAUGGAAAUGAUCAAUAAACUUGUAGAAAGCCAUCAAGACUUCUGCUACACCAAUGAGAUGUUUAAGGCAGUAGAUAUGAAACUUCAGGAAAGCAAAAUACGGCGUCAGAAAGACGAGGAAAAACAGAAGGAUAUAGAUGAAUUGAAAAAAGAGUUGCAGCACUGUAGAGAAGAGCUUGAAAAUUCCAAACACCACACCAAUGACAUGUUUAAGGCAGUAGAAAGGAAACUUCAGGAAAGCGAAAUACGGCGUCAGAAAGACGAGGAAAAACAGAAGGAAAUAGAUAAAUUGAAAAAAGAGUUGCAGCACUGCAGAGAAGAGCUUGACAAUUUCAAACACCAGCAUCAGCCCGCCAGCUUCUUUACAAGUGAUAUUGAUGAAUUCCUAUUUUUCUUUGUUGUUUUCGUUAUUCGGGAUUUUGUAUUUAAUCCGUGAUUUCCCCUCGUGUCAUGCAUAUUGCAAAAUAAACAGUUGUCUACAAUAACGUCACUCUUGCGAGGGAAGCUAUACAGCCAUGUAAUGUACAUUGUAUCACCAAUGCUAAUAUUUCCGUAAUGUCCUUAACUUGUAAGAUAUACUUGUUAGAUACUGCAAAGCCCCCAACGACCCAAACCCCUAACCCUCAACCCUUCCUCCUAUAUACCAUAUACUUUCAUAGGUUGUAUCUAUAACUACAUUUUUUACGUUGGUCUUUAAAACUUUUUAUUGUGAUUUUAAGAUUUUUCAUUGUGAUUUUAAGAUUUUUCAUUGUGAUUUUAAGAUUUUUCAUUGUGACUUCAAUGAUUUUCAUUUACACUGCCAGAAUUUGCAUACUUGUGAAUGUGAAUAAACUUUC
Molecule: messenger RNA, 2756 nt
Organism: Mizuhopecten yessoensis (Yesso scallop)
Lineage: Eukaryota; Metazoa; Mollusca; Bivalvia; Pectinida; Pectinidae
Exons: 5
Coding region: 206-2356 (716 amino acids)
Molecular function (GO): GTP binding
Source: RefSeq, a predicted model, not a curated record